ACCCACAGCACUGUCCUCUCCUGAUCUACUGACACUUUCAGACUUUAUUAGACCAUUUCUGCUGGGAUUUCCUUUUCUGAUCUAGACACCUCAACAUAUCUGACAUGUUUAUAUUCAUCUGUUUGUGCUCAUGGAGUCUGACUGGUGUGUUUGUUGCUGAUGCAGUGAAGUCAGAGUCAGUGACUGAGGGAGAAUCAGUCUCUCUGAACUCUAGUUUCACUCAAAUACACAGAGAUGAAGAGAUCGACUGGAAGUUUGGUGAUUUUCUCAUAGCUAAAGUGAAGAAAAACAAAGAGAGCAAGUUUUAUGGUGAAAAUGCUGAAGGGAGAUUCAGAGACAGACUGAAACUGGAUCAUCAGACUGGAUCUCUGACCAUCAUCAACAGCAGAACCACAGACUCUGGACUUUAUACAGUCUCCAGCAUCAGAACAGACAUGACGAUCAACACGAUCAAUCUCACUGUCUAUGCUCGUCUGCCUGUUCCUGACAUCAGCAGAGACUGUUCUUCGUCAUCUUCAUCAUCAUCAUCAUCAUCAUGUUCAUUGGUGUGUUCAGCUGUGAAUGUGAGUCAUGUGACUCUCUCCUGGUUCAAAGGAAACAGUUCAUUCUCCAGCAUCAGUGCGUCUGAUCUCAGCAUCAGUCUCUCUCUUCCUCUGGAGGUGGAAUAUCAGGAUAAAAACACCUACAGCUGUGUGAUCAACAAUCCCAUCAGAAACCAGACCAGACAUCUCAACAUCACUGAACUCUGUCACACAUGUGCUGCAGGUAUCACAAUUUAUUCACUUCAACCCUUCAUUGUGUCUACUCUGUAUCAAGGCGUAUCCUCGCUGAUCAUUGGACUGAUCUCUGCUGCUGGAUCUCUGUUGAUUGUAGCUGUAGUCGGGAUCUUCUGCAUCUGCAGGAAAACACACCAAGAGGUUCAGAGCGGUGAAGAAAUCACAUACGCUGAUCCCACGUUCUACAAACGAAAAGCACAGAAAUCGAGAGCUCAAGAGGAGGAGGAUGUGGUGUACGCAGGAGUCGUUAUGCGACACUGAUAGAAAAUGUGCUUCUGUUUAAGGGCUGCCAGCUUUCUAAAACCCAAAAAUCCAACAAUGGAAAAGGAGGUGAAUUACUUAAGCAGUGCUGAAGUUCAACUAAAGUUGUAUUAAAUAUACUUGUUUGUGCUAAAGUGUAACUAUUCCAACUAUACUUAAAUACAAGAGUAUAUUUAAAGUGUACUUGAGUUUUGAAAUGCAGAAUUCACUCAGCAUAAACGUUAAAUGUAUUUUGGUGACAUUAGAAUUGCAAUCCAGUUACAUUGUGAGUGUUGAACAUGCAUUAAUAUUAUACUGAUAACAAACUUUUAGUGAUGUUAAAACACAUUGCAAUGGCAUUCCAAGGUAACUUGUAGUGUGCUAAUGGCAUCAUUAUAGUGUUCUUUAAACAGACUACAAUAAAGUAAUCUUUAUAAAUAAAGUCACAGCUUUAGAAUAUGCCUUUUACAGACAGCCCCAGUAUACCAGUAACUUACUUAUCCAGUGAACAUCAGUGAGACAAAGAGAACAGAUUUAUAUGUAUACUGAAUGCAGGAACCAGUUCGGGCUGGAAUCGAACCCGGGUCACGCGGGCUGCUGACGCACAAGAGCUUACCUAUUGCGCCACCACACUGAUAUAAAUUGGGGUUACUUUUAAUGACAACACAAAUUAUACAACUAUUAAUGAGAGCACAAAUUAUAUGGAUUAAAAGACUGUGAAUCGCCGACAAAACUAUUAAUAUAUUAAAAUAAACAUGAAACGGCCUGUUGCUAUACAACAUGAACGUGCAUUAAACUUUAAGCUGUUAAAGAAAUAAAACCAGCAGACGCAACAUUAAAUAUCAAGAAUGUUUUGCUUCCCUUUUACCUGACAUUAUCUGUCAUUAACGCAACAUGAAGCAAUUGCAUAAACCGGCACAUUAGUUUUAUUCUUGUGCGCGCACUAAAACACAGACAGUUCCUUUCAUUGGUGGAAGAAUGUGAACAUGCUGAAUGCUGAACUGCUU
This is a messenger RNA of Megalobrama amblycephala (Wuchang bream), 2023 nucleotides long. Its product is annotated as natural killer cell receptor 2B4-like. The record is from RefSeq and is a predicted model, not a curated record. Bases 105 to 1037 code for a protein of 310 amino acids. The transcript has 6 exons. NCBI's taxonomy places the organism in Eukaryota, Metazoa, Chordata, Actinopteri, Cypriniformes, Xenocyprididae.